AUGUUACUCGCCUUGAAGAAUCUCUUCAGGUACUUGCGCCUCAAAGCGCUCGUCAGCUUUGCCCGUCUUAAUGUGUGGUGGGGUGGCCUGCCAAAGCCAACACCAGAUUCCAUCCUCCAGAUCCCGUCUCGAACCGGCCGCAACAUCAAAGCCCACGUCUACAAGUCCACCUCAUCCACCCCCGGCAUUCCCACCCCGCUACUCAUAAACUUUCACGGCAGCGGCUUUGUAUUCCCUCUCCACGGCUCCGACGACUUCUUCUGCCGCAAAGUCUGCUCCGAAACUCCUUACUCGGUCUUGGAUAUCCAGUAUAGUCUUGCGCCAGAGUAUCCUUGGCCAGCCUGCCACAACGACGCCGAGGAUGUUGCGAACUGGGUGUUUGGACAACCGGACACGUACUCCACUUCUCAAAUCGCCAUUUCUGGAUUCAGUGCUGGUGCGAACAUGGCUUGUGUUGCUGCUGCUUGCACAUUCCCCAAGCACACUUUCAAUGCUCUGUUGGCCUUUUACCCGCCUACCGAUCUCUCUAUGGCACCGGAGGAAAAGACACCCCCUGAAGAUGAUGGCAGAUCGAAUGAAAUGACUGUAAAGAUGGCUCGCUUGUUUGACGCCUCAUACCUGCGUCUGGAUCCCGACAAGGCGGACCCUCGUGUAUCCCCUGCUCUUGGACCUGUGGACAAGUAUCCCGAGAACUCCUUGUUCAUCACUUGUGGAAGGGACAGUCUAUGUCUGGAGACCGAACGCCUGGCCAAGCGCGUUGAAGAAAAGCAUGGGGGAGGUGUGGUGCUCAGACGGAUGGACAGAUGCGGACAUGCGUGGGACAAGAGAGUGCAACCAGGCUCGCACCAGGAGCGCAGGCGUGACGAGGCUUACAACCUAGCCAUUGAGAUGUUGAUGAGGACGAAGCAGCAAUAG
Messenger RNA from Aureobasidium namibiae CBS 147.97, 915 nucleotides. RefSeq names its product putative esterase/lipase. Gene Ontology annotation, molecular function: hydrolase activity. NCBI's taxonomy places the organism in Eukaryota, Fungi, Ascomycota, Dothideomycetes, Dothideales, Saccotheciaceae. Bases 1 to 915 code for a protein of 304 amino acids. The record is from RefSeq and is a predicted model, not a curated record. The transcript has a single exon.